CCUACUGAACAUGCCCCGGAUCAGCGCCACGUAGCUACUUAAGCGCCCCUGAAAUGCCACCCAGAUCAUCAUCCGCUCCAAAGCCAACACAGCAGCAGCAGUCAGUAACCAAGGGGCAGCCAGCCCGGGAAGCAGACAGAGCGGCAGCAAUGGAGAGCAAGAGAUCGCCGUGCGCGCCGGCCGUGGCGGUGCUCCUCCUCCUGCUGCUGCUCGUCCUCAUGCCGGACGAGGUGGCGGCCCAGGUGUUCUGCCGGUCCCAGUUCAACCUGGCCAACGAGGCCUGCAGCCUGCGGACCUACCCCGGCGCCAACCCGGCGGUGCCGCCGCGGCGGCCACUGCUGCUCAACGCGUCGUCCUCCGCCAGCGGCUACGAGCUGCAGGCGGCCGGCGACGAGCACAGCGCCAGCGGCGGCCAUGGCGGCGACCACGGCGGCAGCAGCCACGGUGGCGGCGACCACGGAGCCGGCCACGGCAGCCAGCACGGGGGCAGACAUGUCGGCCGCCGCCACGGGCACCAGCACCGCGUAGGGGGCGCGGACCCGUACGACACGGCGUGCUGCCGGCGACUCAUGGGCAUCGACAACGCCUGCAUCUGCCAGGCCAUGUCCUUCCUCCCGCAGUUCAUGAGCAGGGUCAAGCACUCCAUCAAGCUCACCCCGGUCCCAGGCUGCGACAUCUCCUUCGAGUGCGCCGGCGUCUACUGACCACGCCCCACAAUUUCAUUUUACUCAAAACGUAGCAGCCUCUGCAGCAGCAAUUUUCCAUUUUCCUGGUCUAGCCUAACAAUUCUGGGAUUUAUUUACAUUAUACACUUCUGUUCUGAAUGUUUUUCUCUCCCUCUCAUGAUUAGUAGGGAACUCCUUUUUCCACUAUAUAUAUGAUUAAUAGUGAACUUGGCAUUCUCCACACACUGGUGUAAUUUCUUAGUAGAAACUUAUCUUUCAGUCUGUUUGGUUUGGCAGUACAAUUUUUAAA
This is a messenger RNA of Triticum dicoccoides, 975 nucleotides long. RefSeq lists its product as uncharacterized. The transcript has a single exon. The record is from RefSeq and is a predicted model, not a curated record. The coding region runs from base 54 to 704 and encodes 216 amino acids. Lineage: Eukaryota; Viridiplantae; Streptophyta; Magnoliopsida; Poales; Poaceae.